AUGUGGUUAAUACAGUCAAAUAAUCAGGCUGAGGAAGUGCAGCUGAGCAAACGUUACAGCUCUUUUCCUGUUUCUGCUGUUGAGGCAGCCGCCAAAAGCCAAAAAGAAGAGCGAGACGAGAAGCUAAGCAUCAGGCUGGUUUACAUUUUCUCCUACAACCUGUUCCAGUUUUGCGGACACACGUGGAUUCUGACCAACACUGUGGUCCGGUUCCUCACCUUCGGACAAGAUGCGCUAGCAGACACGUUUCAUUCCAUCGGCUUGGUCAUGAGUCUGUGCCAGCUGCUCGCGGUCUUGGAGCUUUUCCACAUUGCCGACGGGAUCGAGAAGGCGCUGCUGCUGCCGCGUUUCAUCCAAGUUUUGGAGAAGAACCUCCUUCUUUUGGUCCUCAUCCUGGCAGAGGAAGUGCAGAGUAAACCGGUGGUGUGCUUGCAACUCUUCUUCUGGAACAUCUUGGACUUGCUGAGGUACCCCCAUGAAGUGAUGUGCGUGAUGGACACGCCAUCGUCUUGCAUGCUGUGGGUCCGUUACACUCUGUGGAUCCCCAUCUACGUCCUGUCCGUCAUCACAGAAGGGCUCACGAUAUCCCAAGCGACGCACUACCUAGAGCUGGAAGCAUCCCACGUGAGGAACGCGACAGCUUCAGCAUCCUCAAGCGGGAGCCCGCUAGCCCUUGUGAUUUUGUUGCCUCUCCUCGCUUUGGGCGGGACGCUCACAGUGUGGCAGUCGCUGAUAGAGAGAAGACAUCAGAUGGAGAGGUGGGCCAAGAAGAUCAAGAAGAAAUGA
This is a messenger RNA of Nerophis lumbriciformis (worm pipefish), 786 nucleotides long. The record is from RefSeq and is a predicted model, not a curated record. Lineage: Eukaryota; Metazoa; Chordata; Actinopteri; Syngnathiformes; Syngnathidae.